Molecule: messenger RNA, 477 nt
Organism: Phycomyces blakesleeanus NRRL 1555(-)
Lineage: Eukaryota; Fungi; Mucoromycota; Mucoromycetes; Mucorales; Phycomycetaceae
Exons: 6
Coding region: 1-477 (158 amino acids)
Biological process (GO): tRNA metabolic process
Cellular component (GO): cytoplasm
Molecular function (GO): D-tyrosyl-tRNA(Tyr) deacylase activity
Source: RefSeq, a predicted model, not a curated record
AUGAGAGCCGUUUUGCAGCGUGUAACAAGAGCAAGCGUAACAGUUGACCACCAGGUUGUUGGCUCAAUCCAAAAGGGCAUUUGCGUGUUGGUUGGGAUCGCAACCGAUGAUGUUGAGAAGGAUGUGGAUUACAUGGUUAACAAGAUUCUUAAUGUUCGUGUAUUCGAUGACCAGGCCACAGGUACAAUGUGGAAGGCUGGUGUUAAGCAAGCUGGACUAGAAAUCUUAUGUGUGUCACAGUUUACACUUCAGGGACAGACUACAAAAGGAAAUAAGCCUGAUUUCCACAGGGCAAUGAAGACAGGCGAUGCCAAAUCGAUGUACGAAUUGUUUUUAGGCAAACUAGGCAAAGCUUAUGAUCCAGCCAAGAUUCAAGAUGGCAAAUUCGGUGAGAUGAUGUCGGUGGAAAUUAUCAAUGAUGGCCCCAUCACUUUAGAGUUGGACUCUCGAAAGUUCACUUAUGAUGAUAUCAAUUAA